Messenger RNA from Lycium barbarum (goji berry), 3159 nucleotides. RefSeq lists its product as uncharacterized. Bases 1090 to 2700 code for a protein of 536 amino acids. The transcript has 11 exons. The record is from RefSeq and is a predicted model, not a curated record. Lineage: Eukaryota; Viridiplantae; Streptophyta; Magnoliopsida; Solanales; Solanaceae. Gene Ontology annotation, biological process: defense response. Gene Ontology annotation, molecular function: protein binding; ADP binding.
GGUUAAACAGCAAAGUGCUAGAGUAAUGGAAGUAGAGUAAAUAUUGUUAGCGCCUCUCUGGUCUCUCUCUCUCUCUCUCUCCCUCCCUCAACUAUUUCUUUCUCAGAUAUUGUUGCUUUAUUUAGGAUCCUUAACAUAGUCCAUCCCAAUUUUGUUCCCUCACGUUGUUAUUAGCUAGGUUGAGGAGUCAUAUACAAUGGCUGUUUGCACCCCAAAGUUAUUCUUCCCGACUUUGAAGAAUCUGAAGACAAAUUGCAUUUUGACUUCGAUGAGGCUUAAUCUCCCGAAAAAACACGACGUUGAAAAGUUUGCUAAAAAGAAGUACGACGGUUUCUUGAAUUUUCGGGGAGAGGAUACUAGGAACAGCUUCACAUCCCAUCUGUAUGAAGCUUUAGAGAGCAGUGGGCUGACAAUUUUUAAAGACGAUGUGAGUCUCAGAGUAGAAACUGAGAUUUCUACCCAACUUUUAGAGGCCGUUGAAGUAUCAAGAACGGCUAUCCCUAUUUUUUCUGUAGAUUAUGCCUCAUCACCUUGGUGCUUGGACGAACUCGUAAAGAUUAUGGAAUGCAAUAAGAAGUAUGAGCUAUCUGUUGUGCCAGUAUUUUAUGAUGUGGAUCCAUCUGAUGUUCGACACCAAAGGAAUACUUUGGCCAAUUCAUUUGCUAAACUCAAUGAGAAAUACAAGGACCAACCGGAAAGGGUGAAGAGAUGGAAACAAGCCUUAACUGAUGCUGCCAACUUAACUGGGAUCGACGUCAGAAAUAGUGGACGAAGUCAACUCAAGAGAUAUAUUACGAUCUCUUUGUGGAUGUCAAGGUGAUGAAGAACUAGAAAAUCAGUAGAUGUGAAAAUAGAAGUUAUCUACAAGCUUCGUUGUGAGUUGAAAAGGAGGCAAUUGGAAUUGCUAAGAGUAGUGUGUACAAUGAAAAAACAAGGACAUAUUUGCGUUAGACAUGAUGAGUUUCGAAGGUCAGAUCGGGUUGGAUGGUAAAGCUUGUGUUCCAGGUUAAUAAAGACUACAAACUAGUACUGCUAACAAGAAGCUAACAAAGCGAGGCUGCUAAAGAAGAGCUUGUUCCGGUUCCGGAAAUGCUGAGCUUUAUCCGCUUCAAUUCAUUAAGGAAUGAAGCAAUGGUCAUCCAAGAAAUUGUUAAAGUGGUUGAGAGGGAGGUGACAAUCAUAAAAUCAACUGAAAUAAUGCAUCUCAGGGCAGUGGAAUUUCACAUGAAAAGGCUAGGAUGUCUAAGGAUAGGAUUUGAUGAAAAUGUUCGUGUUAUUGGGAUGUGGGGAGCCCCAAGAACGGGAAAGACUGCAACUGCAAAAGCCAUUUUUGACAUGUUUUCACACCACUUUGAAGGUGCAGUUUUUCUUCCAAAUAUUGGGGAAGUUACAAAGGAACAUGACCUUGUAUAUUUGCAAAAUGACCUCAUGAAAGAAACCUUCAAUUAUCAUGUUCAGGCUAAUGACAUAUUUGAAGGAACCAACUUGAUAAGAGAAAAACUUCAAUCUAAGAAGGUCCUCGUUGUUCUUGAUGGAGUUGAUCAUGUGAACCAGAUACGUGCUUUGGCUGGUUAUCAUGAUUGGUUUGGUAAAGGUAGUAGAAUUUUUGUAACAACUAGGGACAAGAAUGUGCUGCUACAACAUAAAAUGGAUGCAAUUUACGAGGUCAAAUUACAAGUGAGAAAUGAAGCCCUUCAGCUAUUAGAUAGAGUAACCAAAUUGGCUGAGGAAAAUACAGGCGUCCAUAUUUUUAGCAUCCUAGCCAGAGAAUUCAUACUUCUUCAAGUAAGGCUAUUCCUUGUGGAAUUUCUGUGGAGGAUCGUUCAUGGAGCUAUGAUGUCAUUCCUUGCGGCAACCACGGGAAUAUUACAGAAUGAUCUAAAGAGGGUCAUAGCUUAUUCAACUUGCAGUCAAUUAGGCUAUAUGAUCUUUGCUUGCGGCAUCUCUAACUAUUCGUCGUCGACACUCCACCCCACCACACCCCUACCCCUCCCCGCCGCUGACGCUCCAUCCCCACCACUGCCUGUCCUCCGUCGCCGCCGUUGCUGUCCGCCGCCACUAAAGGCUGUGGGAGCAUCAAGAGCUACUGGAGGAGAAUACCCUGAGAGAGUCGGUCAAUCUGUUUGCCAGGGAUGUCGAGGGGGUUUACAUUUUAGCGAUGUACUUGUACUAAAUCUUGAGGCAAUGGCUUGGAGCAUCCUUGUGACAACAGGGCAAGGACCGGGGCCAAGAGAUAGCCACAGUGCUGUUCUUGCUGGCCACAGAAUGGUAGUAUUUGGGGGUACAAAUGGCUUAAGGAAGCUGGAUGUUGUUGGACGAUCACCUGGUGCUCGAGCCGGUCAUGCCUCUGUGAAUUUUGGGUCGAAGGUAUAUGUGAUUGGUGGAGUUGGAGACAAGAAAUACUACAAUGAUGUUUGGGUUCUUGAUGUGAUAAAUUCAUCAUGGACGCAGCUUGAUGUAAUGGGCCAAAAACCACAGGGACGAUUUUCUCAUACUGCUGCUGCUCGGAACACGGAUAUUGUAAUCUAUGGAGGUUGUGGUGAGGAUGAGCGGCCACUUAAUGAGUUAGUUAUCUUGCAGUUUGGAGUAGAAUAUCCUAAUGGCACUAGCACCUUUUCUGGUUGCAGAGCUUAUGGAAAUACAAGUCAUUAUGAUAAGAAAAGGUUCCUGGGAGAAAAAAACAAUAGCUCGGUACAAUAGAUGAAAACUUGGUUCUUUUUUCGUGAAUAUUAACAAUUUGAGAUUUAGGUCACAGCCCAGUAGAUGACGUAGGUCACAAGACAACAUAGUUCAUGCUCUUGUUGAUGAGGAUAGUAGGGCAGAAUCGGAUCAUGUCUCUAACACCCAACGUUGACUUUUUUGAUUCGUAUACUUUUGGAUUGUAAUAUUGCUAUGUUUUCUUGGAUAUGUAAAUUUUUUUUUAUGAUAGUUUUAAUUCGAAUUAGAUGUACUUUUGAAGGUGAAUUUGAUUGUAGGAACUAGUUUAUGGAUGUUUUAACUUUACAAUGUUCAAGUGUUUGAAUGUAGUUUUAAGGAUAUUUAGAAGUACUUUAAAUUGAAACUUGAGGUUGAAUUUGAUUUUAGAAUGUGAAGUUUAUGAUUGUAGAAGUACUUUGAUGAAUUGGACGUGUUGAUGAAUUGCAUCGUUGAUUUGGUUGA